AUGUCGAUGAGCGCAAACACGGAAGCCGCCGCCAGCAGCAGCCCGGGCAAACGGUGCGCCGCGUGCAAGAACCAGCGCAGGAAGUGCGCCCAGGACUGCGUCCUCGCUCCUUACUUCCCGGCAACGGAUCCCCAGAGAUACGCCUGCGUGCAGAGGGUCUUCGGCGCCAGCAAUGUCGCAAGAAUGCUCCAGAACCUCCCUGUCCACGAACGAGCCAGAGCAGCGGACACGAUGGUGAUGGAGGCGCGCCGGCGGGUGCAAGACCCGGUGUACGGCAGCGCCGGGAUCGUGGGCCGCCUCCAGGGAGAGAUCGGAGCGGCGCAGUGCGAGCUGGCCAGGACGCAGGCCCAGAUCGCUGUGCACGCCGCGGCAGCCGCAGCUCGCGCACACCAGGCGCCGGUGGUGGACGCGCAGGCGGCACAGCACGCGCCGGCGGCCCCUCUGGAGCAGCAAGACGACGACGAUGAUGCGCGGGAGCUGUUCCAAGGAUUGGAUGCGCUGCUCGUCGAUGAUUAUCGCUGGGAUGCUUUAACUCGUUUGCUUUGA
This is a messenger RNA of Miscanthus lutarioriparius, 546 nucleotides long. Lineage: Eukaryota; Viridiplantae; Streptophyta; Magnoliopsida; Poales; Poaceae. The record is from the annotation of a GenBank genome assembly.